Molecule: messenger RNA, 3786 nt
Organism: Carassius gibelio (silver crucian carp)
Lineage: Eukaryota; Metazoa; Chordata; Actinopteri; Cypriniformes; Cyprinidae
Product: TNF receptor-associated factor 2-like
Exons: 11
Coding region: 140-1891 (583 amino acids)
Biological process (GO): positive regulation of JNK cascade; positive regulation of canonical NF-kappaB signal transduction; regulation of apoptotic process
Cellular component (GO): plasma membrane signaling receptor complex; cytoplasmic side of plasma membrane; cytosol
Molecular function (GO): zinc ion binding; ubiquitin-protein transferase activity; ubiquitin protein ligase binding
Source: RefSeq, a predicted model, not a curated record
CACGCGCUCUUCUCAACAAUGUCGACCACCAAAACACAGCAGCCGCGCCGCGCGCCUCCGUCCAGCAGAACACGAGCACAACCGAGCAAAUGAAAGCCAAAUCUCUUCGUUGAGCGAUCAGGAAGGUUUAGAGGAGGACAUGGCGGCUCAAGAACCCUCCCCCCCGUCCUCCAUGGAGAACAAUAAGCCUGGGUUCCCAAAGAAGAUUCUGGCCAACAAACUUGAAGACAAACAUUUAUGCAACUGCUGUCAGAACAUUUUGAGAAGACCGUUCCAAGCGCAGUGCGGUCAUCGCUUUUGUUUUUACUGCUUCAACCGGACUGUUGGAUCUGGACCGCAGAAAUGCAAUGCCUGUAUCAAGGAGGACAUCUUCGAAGAGCCCACGUCGAUCCUCAUACAAGGAUGCGCAUUUCCCGACAAUGCUGCCAGAAGAGAAGUUGAAAAUCUUCCAGCUGUGUGCUUCAACGAAGGCUGCUCCUGGAAAGGCAGUAUUAAAGAUUAUGAGUUGAGCCAUGAGGGGAAGUGUGAGUUCAUGAUUCUGCCGUGUCCUUUGUGCAAAGAGCUGAUUAGACUGAACGAACAGGAGCGUCAUAAUGAACGCGAGUGUCCUGAGAGAACGCUCAACUGCAAGUACUGCAAAGAGCCAUUUCACUUCAAAAACAUCAAGGCCCAUGAUGAGAUCUGUCCCAAAUAUCCUAUGAUUUGUGAAGGAUGUGCGAAGAAGAAAAUCCCCAGAGAAAAGUAUGUUGACCACAUCAAGUUCUGCAGCAAGUUCAGGACUCCAUGCAGAUAUCAUGUGGUUGGCUGCGACUUGUCAGUGGAGAAGGAGAAGAUCCAUGAUCACGAGCGUGCCUGUGCUCACGAACAUCUCAACCUGCUGUUGCACUACAUCAUGGGCAUGAAGGUCAGUCUGGAGGGUCUGCAGCCCCAAAGCCUGGAGCUGGCCGGUCACAAAGCACACGAGCUUCACCAGGCGCUCCGAGACCUGGAGACCAGAGUCAGUCAGCUGAGCGCCAUCCCCGGCCCGACCGGACCUCCCGUGCAGGGGGUCCCCUCCUCUUCAUCCUCAUCCUCGUCCUCCUCUGCGCCUCCGACCACGCUGCCCACCUCCUUCACCCCUCUGCCCAGCUCGGUGGGCGCAGCGCUGGAGCUCCAGCUGCACAGCGAGAAGACCAAGGUGGCAGAUCUGGGCCGUCGCUGCCAGGAGCUGGAGGUGAAGACGGGGACGUUUGAAGACGUGGUCUGCGUGCUAAACCGAGAAGUGGAGCGCUUCGCAACCACCAUGGAGGCCAGCAACCGCCAACACAGACUCGAUCAGGACAAAAUCGAGGCCCUAAGCAACAAGGUGCGUCAGCUGGAGCGGCAGGUGGGCGUUAAAGACCUGACUGUGGCUGAAAUGGAGGGCAGAUUGCGGGAGAUGUCUGCCACCACGUUUGAUGGCGUCUUCAUCUGGCGGAUAUCAGAUUUCACUAAAAAGAGACAAGAUGCCAUUGCUGGACGGGCGCCUGCCAUGUUUUCACCCGCAUUUUACACAAGCAAGUACGGAUAUAAGAUGUGCCUGCGGAUUUACCUGAACGGGGACGGGACGGGUCGUGGGACGCAUCUCUCACUGUUUUUUGUGGUGAUGAGAGGAACGAGUGACGCACUGCUCAAAUGGCCCUUCAAUCAGAAGGUGACGCUGAUGCUGCUGGAUCAGAGUAACAGAGAGCACAUCAUCGACGCGUUCCGUCCCGACAUCACUUCCUCCUCGUUCCAGAGGCCUGUAAGCGAUAUGAACAUUGCCAGCGGCUGUCCGCUCUUCUGCCCGCUGUCCAAGCUGGAGGGCAAGAACUCAUACAUACGCGACGACACCAUCUUCAUCAAAGCCAUCGUGGACCUCACUGGCCUUUAGGUGGUCUACUUUCGUACGGCAUGGUGACGCAGGAUCUGCUUCACCACAGCAGGAGAUUUGUUCCACAGCGUCUGUUUUGACACGUUUCCCUGCAUGUGCUAAUCCGUCACAAAUGUUGCACUGAUGCAUAGUUCCAGAAAUGGUUGGUUGAGCUCUGCAAUAGGAAAAACCUGUCUUGAAACACUGGAAUUGAACGUGAAGUCCGGUCCAGUUACAUAGAUUACAAUGCAAAAUCGAAAGGAAUAGUUCAGCCAAAAAUUGUAGAUGAGUUUGUUUCUUUAUUAGGACAGAUUUAGAGAAAUGUAGAAUUGCAUCACUUGCUCACCAAUGGAUGCUCUGCAGUGAAUGGGUGCCGUCAGAAUGAGAGUUCAAGCAGCUGAUAAAAACAUCACAAUAAUCUGAUAAACUUCUCCAAAUCUGUUGCAAUGACGAAAACAAACUCAUCUACAUCUUGGAUGCCCUAAGAGGGAGUACAUUUUCAGCAAAAUAUUUUAGUUUGAACUAUUCUUUUAAACUCUUCAGCAGAGCUGUUUUGCAUUUACUGUACUAAUUACUGUAGGUGGAAAACGGGAUUUAAUCACAGUAAAAUGUGUUAAUAUUAUCAGCAGCUCAAUGCAUCCUCUAAUUAGACAAUUUAAUAAACAAACACGCUGCUUAGCAUUUUUAGAAAUUGCAAUUUGCAUGUCGAAGUGGAUAAAUUGUGCUCCUGUAGUGUUCUUCAAGUUUUUUUUUUUUUGUCCCACAGUGAGUAUAGUGAGGGUCAUGAUGGUGGAUUUCCUUUAAUCGGUGUUUGGAUACAUCUGUGGAAGAUAGUUUGAAGUUUAAGGGUAAAAAUGGUAUAAAUCUUACCGUAGGUGUCUGGAACUUGAGUCUUGUGCAUAUGAAUAUUCAAGUUAUUACAUUGCAUUUUGUAUAUUUAUAAGAAACAAGACGAGUCUUAUUACUUUUGCAAAUAAGAAUAUUUCUACAGUUUACGAGCUUGAGUUUGUAGUGCUUGCCGGCUUCAUAGAGUGCGAGUUUGUAUUUUAUUCCUUUUCGAUUCUUCUCACUGCCAAACGAGGUACGAGGCGGUUUUUGUGUAUUUUCUAGUCUAAAUUGAGAUGUUUACACAGGACCAAGCAUUUGAAACGUUUGCUAUACAAUUCUCUUUUAUAUUUGGCAUUGGGUGUGUAACAGAUUUUAAACCAGUUAUGACAACUAUUGAAACUUCUCUGUGCAUGGGGAGCCUCAAUCUGCAAAUGCACAUGAUAUUUAUUAUCACACACAGCUUACUCAUCCAGUGAGUGACGACACCACUGCUGACAUACUUUAGAGAUGGAUAAAAUAAAUAUUAAACAUAAUGAUUAUUAUUUAAUAUGAUACACUGCUUCUAUUCUUAAAAACUGAAAGCAGAUAUCAAUAUACUGUAUAAGCGAUCGAUAUGUAUCUUUAUAUAUAACCAUAAACUCUUUAUACAGUUAAAUGUAUAUACAGUUUACAUCUAUUUUAUUAUAUUUAAUGCAUAUUAUUUAUAUAGCUGUACAUGUGCAGUCAUGGUGGUUUAAAACUAAUUUUAACUUCUUCUUAGUAAAUUGUCAGAAAUGCAGAUUAAUUUGUACAUGAGAUGCCUUGCGAUAACCUAAAUCCGAUCACUUGAUAGGAGAAAUAGUUCAUCUUAAAGCUGAGAAUCUAUAAACUGCAAUACUAAUGAGGCGUUUAUUAAAAGGGACGAAGUUAAUGAUUCCAGACGUUAAAAAGAGAUGUUAUACUGUGUUUCUGUGACAUUAUUUGUGCCAAAUAUGCAUAGUGAAGUGCUGUUAGAGUUAUUAGAUGAUGAUCUGUCCUUUAAUGAAAACUGAUUGAAUGUAUGUCAAACUUAACAUGUGCAAUUUUAUAAAAACUCAAAUUUAAUUUCA